Molecule: messenger RNA, 1610 nt
Organism: Cajanus cajan (pigeon pea)
Lineage: Eukaryota; Viridiplantae; Streptophyta; Magnoliopsida; Fabales; Fabaceae
Cellular component (GO): cytoplasm
Source: RefSeq, a predicted model, not a curated record
GAUCCUCCGAAUCUGGAUCCCUUUCUCGAUCCUCUGCAAUGCUCUCCCUCACCCUACUCUUCCACGACGCAUAGUGCUGCAAUAACAAGUCGUUGCAAUUUCACUCAACCAAACCAAACCUUACAAUUUUUCAUCACUUUACGCUCCACCCACUCAAAAUCUUAUUAUUACAAUAAUUAUUUUCUCACAUUUCAAGUUCAGAUCCUUGAUCCUUCAAUUCAAUUCUCUUUCUCAAUCAUUGGAACCUUCAAACAUCACAUUCUCUUCACUUCUGCUUCCACUGCGAUCCAAUGAUUCCCUUCCUUCGCUUCACUCUCUUCCCCAAAUCAUAGAAAACCCCAUUACAAUGAACAAUUACCCUUUUGGAUCCCAAGGCCCCAAGUCCUUCCUCGCAUACCAGAAAAGCGAUUUCGACUUGGAAUCAGGAACCGCACCAAAACGAACCCGAAAGCCUAAAAAUCCCAACUUUCACCCCUUCAGAAUGAUGAAAUCAUUUGGGAACCGUUUCCACCACUUCCUCAAGCUCCACCCUCUAAUGGGUCUCUUCCUGGCCCUAUCCUUUGUGAUCACACUUGUAACAAUUCUGUCUUUGUACCGAACCCCUUAUAGGGUUCAGAAUGUUUAUGCAAAAGCUGACAUGGGUUCUGAUGAUUACCCCUUUUCCAAGCUUCAGAACCUUGUGAUGGUUGCUGGGCAUUCCAUUUACACUAGUAGUAGUUGUGGCAAAAUUGACAAAGAGGACUCCUGGUUUUUGGAGUCAUAUCAGAAGAAUCCUGGGCAGGCUGCCACUUUUGUGACACACAUUCAUGAGGGGACUGCAGUUGCAGCAAGGGAUAACUCUGCAUUGCUUCUCUUCAGUGGUGGAGAGACACGGCGAGAUGCUGGUCCCCGUAGCGAGGCGCAGAGUUACUGGGCCGUUGCCGAUUCGAAAGGGUGGUUUGGUAAGGAAGAAAGUGUCAAAUGGAGAGCACUUACGGAGGAGCAUGCACGAGACAGCUUUGAAAAUCUUCUAUUUAGUGUCUGUCGAUUCCGGGAGCUUACUGGCACCUAUCCCCAAAAUAUAACUGUUGUAAGUUAUGAUUUCAAGGAAAAAAGAUUUGCGCAUCUACAUCGAUCAGCGAUCGGCUUUCCAGAAUCAAGGUUCUUCUAUGCUGGAACUCCUGCCACGUCAAAUGCAAAAGCAGCUGCUCAAAAGGGUGAGGAAUUGGUUAGAACUCAAUUCCAAAGAGAUCCAUAUGGAUGUCGAGGUUCACUUUAUCACAAGAAACUAAAGCGUGACCCUUUUCAUCGUUCAAUUCCUUAUCCAAAUGGAUGUCCUGAAAUUGAAGGUUUAUUCAGAUAUUGUGGACCAACUCCUUAUCCUGGGGCACUCCCAUGGGCGCAGUAAACAUGACACAGUCAAAUGAUACAAUUGUAUACUAACAAAAUAGAGAUAUUAGAAACAAAUUACGUUGACUUGACAUUGCAUGAAUUAAUUUGUUGAUAAAUGAUGUGAAGAUAAAAUUUUGUUCAGAGGAGAUAAUGAUAAAUUGUGUAGAUUAAAAUGUUGUUGCAUGUUUGUGUGAGGAGCCUUAUUAAAAUUCGGAGUUUUCAAAUUGACGGUUGAAAGA